AUGGCGAAGCGGGCAGAGCGUAGGAAAAUCGAUCUGGAGGAGGGAUGGGCGGUCAUGCGCGAAGGGCAUCACCAAGUCAAGAACAUCCUCGAGGGCAAGCCAGAGCCGCAGACGAUAUACAACAUGUGCACGCAGAAGCCGCCACACGACUACUCGCAGCAGCUUUACGACAAGUAUCGGGAGUCGUUCGAGGAGUACAUCACCUCCAUAUCUACAUUAUGGUUGCAGCCAUUAUAUAUUUUUGUAUCUAACUCCAACAAUCAUGUGUUGCAUGAUGUACACAUGUUAGGAAACUUUGGCGAAGUUGUGAAUGUGGAGUUAUCAAUGGACCGAAUGGUUAACCUUCCUCGUGGCUAUGGAUAUACUGAGUUCAAGAAGAGAGAUGAUGUUGAGAAGGCUCUUCUUUACAUGGAUGGUGGUCAAAUUGAUGGAAAUGUUGUUAAGUUGAGAUUCACUCUUCAACCACGCCAAAGGGCUGCAUCACCUAUGAAAGCUCCGCCCCCUCCUCCAAAAAGAGACGCUUCCCAGAUUGAAAACGGUGUUAGCAGUGCUGAAAAGGAUGCCCAGCAGCGUCCUAGGGAAUCUGUGGACUACACGUGCCUAUCCCUGCUAAAUCUCGCCACCUCCAAGGCGGUUGAGGAGCCCACCAAGAAGGCCACCACCUCCACGUCGCUCUCCUCCUCGCCGACCCCUUCGCUCUCACUCCAGAUCAAUUUCUCCAAGAAGGGGACGAGGGCCUCCAUUGAGGUGUGGGUCCAAGAAGGGUAUCAAGGAGCCGCAGCCCUAGAAGGCCUCCUAGAGGAAGAAGCAUCUCUAGUGACAGCCGAAGCAGCAGUUCACCUUCCCCUAGACGCGUCAGGUAAAAGGAACCCGUGGCAUUGUGUAUCCGGCAGGAGUCUGGAUCUAAAAAUUUAUGUGUGCACGCCUCUGGAUGAGCUUGAUGGCCCGCUUCGGAGGCAACUUUUUGCAAUCAAUGGCUCCAUUGAAGCACUGAAAAAAUACUGGAUGUCCGAAGGAUGCUCUAUUCUGGCUUAUAUAGAUCUUGGUGAUGAUGGAAGAUGGAUGUUAAACUUGGCAGUUGAUUGUUCUCAUGGUGUGUCAUUCCUUCGUUCCAUCGAACUACCUUCAGGCAGCUACGACCAAGCAUUUGUUUGCCGACUAGUUGAUUCUUGUAUUGAAGAAAUUGGAGAGAAAAAUGUGGUGCAAUUCAUUGGGGACGUUGGUAUAGAGAAGACUGGAGCAAAUCUGCCUCGAAAGAGACCGAACAUAUUUUGGACUCAGUGUGCUGCAAGUUCCAUUGAUUUGAUGCUUGAAGACAUAGGGCAUAUUUGUUUAAUCAAGAAAACAAUCGCUAAAGCAAGAUCACUCACAGCUUUUAUUUAUGCACAGACAAAUUUGCUGGACAUGACCCGAAAGUUCACCAACCAGCAGGAUUUUGAAUGGGAGGACAGCAAGUGGUCAAAGGAAGCAGUGGGCAAGAAAUUCUAUAAUUUAGUAGUGAGCAAUGAGUUUUGGCAUAAUGUGCUAUAUGCUAUAAAUAGUUUUGAACCACUAGUGGAGGUUCUGAGGAGGAUGGGGAGUGGCAGACCCUCUAUGGGAUACAUAUAUGGUGAACUUAUGAACGCUAAAAAGGAAAUUGCCUUUCGCUUUGAAAACAAGGAAGAGCACUAUUUGCCAGUAUGGCACCAUAUAGAUUUUAGAAUAAAUUUGUACAUGAUGAAACCAUUGCACUUAGCUGCUUAUUAUUUGAAUCCUUGGUUCUACUAUCAAAAUAGACAUGAAAUUGAAAAUACAGAAAUAUUCAGAGAUGCACUUUUUGAGUGUGCAUUUUCCUGGUGGCAAUUACAUGAUGGUACAGCAAAGGAGUUGAGUGCUAUGGCACUGAGGAUACUGAGGUUAACCUGUCGCUCACUGGCCUACGAGCCAAGUUGGAUUGAAAUGAUCCAUAAAGAAAAGCCAUCUUGGAUUAAAAAAUUUCAAUUUGAGGAUUCAAUGUUUGUGACCGUCAACAGAAGGAUACAAGGGAAAGCUCAAAUGAGAGAUAGAGAUCAUGUACUUGCGUACCUUCACCGUGACGACGAACCAUUUGAAUGGCUGGUGGGCAUGUUUCCCUAUGAGGCCCAACUACAGGAUAAUUGGGAUUUGCUGAUGGCACGAGCGAGAAGCGGAGAUGGAGUAGGUCUAGCGAAGCUGGCAAAUAAAUUAUUUAUCGAGGCAGAGUAUGUGGCAUCCGAUGAAGAAAGUGAUGAAGAAGCACCAUGUCAGUCUAUCAAAAGGAAGACGUUGUCUGGUGCUUCAUGCUCAAAACGAGAGAAGAGGCCACGGCUGGUCAAAGGUAAUCUGAAAGAUGAUGAGUCCGAGGGAAGUGAUGGAAACAUCAGCUACUAA
This is a messenger RNA of Miscanthus lutarioriparius, 2388 nucleotides long. NCBI's taxonomy places the organism in Eukaryota, Viridiplantae, Streptophyta, Magnoliopsida, Poales, Poaceae. The record is from the annotation of a GenBank genome assembly.